UCAGCUUCAGAUAAUUAAUAAAAUAAAUGUUCAAAUGCAUGUCACUGGUUCAGGUUCCUUUAAGAACAUGAAAGAGUUUUUGACAAACCUGCUUCACUUUGACAUGAACGAGUCUUUUCUGUUCGUUUUAAUGUGACCGAGCAGCGCCAGCAGAACCCUUCAGGCUGAGUUCAGAUGUUCUCUGGAUGAGCCUGAAGUCUGAAGCCCGGAGACGUCAGAACAUGGAGCUGCUGCGUUCAGACGUUCUGCUCAGGUCACAGCUGUGAAUGUCAUGUUUGAAUGUCAUGUUCUGUGUUUUGUGCUUCGUUAGUUUUGAGGUCGACAAGUUUUAAUUUAAUGAAUUUUCUUGUUUUUUGUUGUUUCCUUUGAGCCGUUCUUUUAUCCAGCGACAGCCGUCCUGCUCAUGAAGUCGUCCUGAUUGUAUUUGUUCUUGUUUGAAACACGACUUCGCUGCUUCGUGUGUUUUCUGUCCGCUGGAGGAGGAGGAGGACGUUUCUGGGAGGUUCCUCUCCAACCUUCUCUGUUUCCUUUCCUCCCUCGAUCAGAGGAAGCUGUGCAGCGUCGCCUGGCUGGACGUCGUCCUGAUAACGGACUGAACUCUGCCACACUUCUCUGCCUCUAUAAGCUGCAGCGUUCUGUCAGUUCUGCUCAGAGCCCGCCAUGUUCUGGCUGCUGGUUCCUGCAGGUUCUGUUUAAACCAGAGCAGAGAGCUGAGCUGGAUUUGUUCUUCUUCUCUGGAUGUUUGAGGAUCUAUGAUGCUGCUGCUGCUGCUGCUGCUGCUGUGUCUGCAGGCGUCUGGACAGGAGCAGACUCCUCCUCCUGGACGCUGUGAUUUCCUCCAGAGGGAGGAAGGUCAUUCUAUCUGCACUUCCUGCGCCGCCGUCAGCAGCUGCCCCCAAGGAUCCAUUAGCGCAGGAACCACAAACUGCAGCUACCUGGUCCAGGUGGGCAGCAGGGAGCUCCAGCUGCAAGGAUGUCAGCACAUCUGUGUGAGGAGCUUCAUGUACCCUCAAUGCUGCCCUCAACACUGGGGGGCGCUGUGCCUCCCUUGUCCCAGCUGGUCUGGAAAAACCUGCAACUUCCACGGAGUCUGCGUUGAUGGAGACGUCGGCAACGGAAGCUGCAUCUGUGACGACGGUUUCUCUGGUGUCUCGUGUCAGAACUGUAAGAAUCCAAACGCUUACGGAGAAAAGUGUGAUAAAGUGUGUGACUGUGAACAGGGAGUGUGUAACAAAGGUCCAGAUGGUGAUGGCCAAUGUCUGUGUCAGCCUCCGUACACCGGGAGGCGCUGUGACCGCGUGAGCAGCGGCUGCCAGAGCUGCGGUCCGUACUCAUACUGCCGGGGAGACGAAGACAGCGCCACCUGUGAAUGUCUGCCGGGUCACAGGAGGACGAACCAGAACCGAUGCACAAGUGUGUGCUCUCAGAGCGACUGCGACCCAAACGCCCAGUGCUCCUCUCAGGGGUCCCGGAUCAGCUGCGCCUGUAAACCCGGCUACGUGGGCGACGGCCGGCUCUGCGUUCCCAGAAACCCCUGCAGCAGCGACAACGGCGGCUGUCCGCCCAACUCCACCGUCUGCGUCUUCAAGGGGCCCAACAAGUCCAGCUGCGAGUGCAUGGCCGGCAUGUCUCCAGUAGGAGGCAGCGCUGAGUUCGGCUGCCAGCUGGUCUCUGCCUGCUCAGCUGAUACCUGCCACUCCAGCGCCACCUGCAGGACCGAAAUGGACGGACGACCGAGGUGCAUGUGCGAGGUGGGUCAGAUCGGUGAUGGACGGCGUUGCUACGGCAACCUGAUGGCGCGUCUGUUGGAACUGGACCGAAGCGGCAGCCAGAGGGAGAACCUGACCGGAGCCGUGGCCCUGUUCGAAAAAGGAUGUUUGCAGCUGCUGAGCCACAACGGACCGUUCACCGCCUUCGUCCCGCUGCUGAAGACGCCGCUGACGGGCGUCAACGAGGAGCUGCUGUGUAAAAACCACCUGAUCUUGGGUCAGUUCCUCUACAGAGACCUGGAGGGCCGAGACUUCAUCAUGUACGGAGGAGCCAAGCUGAGGACCAAAGACAACAAGAGAUUCAUCCUGAUGGAGGAUCCCAGCAGGUUCUACUCCAUCAUCCUGCAGGACCUGCCAGCAGCCAAUGGCAUCAUCCACAUCAUCGACCGGCCAAUCAGCAGCUCGCAGGCUGACGGGGCGGCUCGAGACCAGCAGUUUUCGGAUUUGACAGUUGGAGAGAUUCUGACUAAAGAUGGAAAGUUCAACCGUUUCCUGUCUCUGGUGGACAACUGUGGGUCGCCGCCGCCUCUGAGGGGUCCGGGUCCGAUCACCGUGUUCGUCCCAACCAACCAGGCGAUAGACCGAGCUCGAGACGGCAGCAUCCUGUACAUGCUGCACGACGCCAAACACAAACUCCAGGAGCUGCUGCGACACCACGUCUUCUCCAAGGCCGUGCUGACGGUGGAUGAACUGAACGCUCUGCCUCGUAUCCAGACGAUGGCCAAUCAGAUGGUCAGCAUCAGUGUGUCGGAUGAUGGACAGAUCUUAUUGGGCGAUAAAGGCGUCCGGCUGGCGAGCACCAACAUCAUGGCGGCCAACGGCAUCAUCCACAUGAUUGACGGGCUGCUGUUCCCGCCCUCCAUUCUGCCCAUCCUCCCCCACCGCUGUGAUGUCACCGAGAGCAAAAUCACCGUGGGUCCUUGUGUUCACUGCAGCUACCUGUAUGAGACUCAGUGUCCAGACGGCAGCGUUGAAAUGGACAGUCACCAGGUCGGCUGUGAAUACGUCCAGUCUCCUCUUCACUCGGCACUCAGCAAAGGCUGCGCUAAGUUCUGCAACGCCACCAAACAGGUGGCCGAGUGUUGCAGAGGGUUCUUCGGUCCCGACUGUAAGCCCUGCAUCGGAGGAUUCCAGCACCCCUGCUACGACAAAGGAACUUGCUUCGACGGUAUCCAUGGUAACGGGUCGUGCAGCUGCCGGCCCGGUCUGACGGGCGUCGCCUGCCACAUCUGCUCCGAUCCGACCAAACACGGAGAACACUGUGACGAAGAGUGUCGUUGUGUUCACGGAGUGUGUGACAACCGUCCAGGCAGCCGAGGCGCUUGUCGCAGAGGAUCCUGUUUGGAUGGAUUCUCUGGAGAUUUCUGCGAUAAGAUGGCGACACCUUGCAACUCCGAUGGUCUGCUGGAACACUGCCACAUCCACGCAUACUGCACACACACAGGACUACACACAACGUGUUUGUGCAGAGAUGGAUACGAAGGCGACGGACACUCGUGUUCCCCCGUCAACCCCUGCAGCCGGACCGACCGGGGAGGCUGCGACGCCAACGCCCAGUGUGCGCCGCUGCGUCCAGGUGAGGCGACCUGUGUGUGCGCUGAAGGCUGGACCGGCGACGGCAAAGUUUGCAUUGAGAUCAACAACUGCGCGGCGGCGACUCGAGGAGGCUGCAGCGCCAACGCCGACUGCAACCACAUCGGGCCCGGACAGAGUGAGUGUGUUUGUAAAACUGGUUACAUGGGAAACGGGAUUGUGUGCGACCUCGUCAACCCCUGUCUGAAAAACAAUGGAGGCUGUCAUGGACUGGCCAAGUGUGAGCUGAAGGAGGGUGGAGCUCACACCUGUACCUGUCCAGACGGAUACGCAGGAGACGGAAACAUCUGCUACGGAAGCUUACUGGAGGAGUUGGACAUGAACACAGAGUUCUACAGCUUCUACCGGCUCACUCAGACGUUCAGCCACCUUCCCGAGGACCUGACUGGGAACGUCACAGUGCUGGUUCCAUCCAGAGAAGCUGUGAGGAACAUGAGUUCUGCCGAUUACACGUUCUGGACCAGCCGGCACCACGUGCCUCACUUCCUGCGGUCUCACUACCUGCCGGGGAUCUUCUCUGUGGAGGACCUGGACCGGCUGGUGGGCCACAGACUGGACACCAUGAACCCUUCGACCCAGUGGGAGGUGACCAACAGCAGCAGGGGGAUCCGGAUCGGAAACGCCUCCAUCACCAGCCACAACCUGCCGGCGCUCAACGGCUACAUCCACGUCAUCGACCGGGUCCUGGUUCCGUCCCGGGCGGACAUCCCUCCUGAGCCACCCGUCCUCAUGUCCUUCCUGAACUCAUCCUCUAACUUCAGCCUGUUCAGACAGUUUGCUGCAAUGUACAACCUGUCGGAUCAGCUGGGCACGUCCCCCUUCACCCUGCUGCUGCCCUCAGAUGCAGCUGUGAGGAAACACCUGGACAGAACCAACUCCUCUGUCCUGGACUCGGAUGUGUUUCAGUACCACCUGGUUCCCAAUGAGCUGCUGUUUGUGGACCACCUGGCCGACGGGAUGCUGAAGAGCACUCUGCUGGGCGCUGACUACCAGGUCCAGUUCCACCUGGACCACCAAAACCAGACGGUGGUGAACGACGUUCCUCUGGACGGAGGCUUCAUGGAGACGCAGUAUGGCGUCAUCAUCUUCCUCCCGCAGCUCCUCCAAGUCCGACGCAACCGAUGCAGCAAACCGGUCGCCCUGCAAGUCAGUGGUCGGUGUGCGGACUGUGAUGGACCUCCUCGAUGCCUCUUCAGCUACAAACCGAUCAGACAACAGUUUCCAGCCAACAUGCGCUCCAACUGCAGAUACAGGAAGCGGGUCGGAACCAAGAGGAAGUCGAUGCCGGGCUGCGUCAUCAAGUGUCUCCGGAUGACCACGGAUCACUCCUGCUGUCCUGGCUUCUACGGUCACGAGUGCUUCAAGUGCCCCGGAGACGUCGGCAGCUGGUGCUCCAAUCACGGCGAGUGUCAGGACGGCAACCAUGGCAACGGGGAGUGCCGUUGCUACGAGGGUUUCCAUGGCACCGCCUGCGAGGACUGUGAGCCGGGUCGAUACGGAGUCAACUGUUCCUCCAAGUGUGUGUGCAACCACGGGAAGUGUGAGGACGGUCUGACGGGCAGCGGCAGGUGUGUGUGUUACAAAGGCUGGAAGGGACCUUCGUGUUCUUCAGAGAUCAAAGACGACGCCUGUGGAGGAAUUUGUGACGAGAACGCAAACUGUAUCACCGGACCUCAGGGCUCAGCUGCUGCCUGCCUCUGUGUGGCCGGAUACGAAGGGAACGGGACCUUCUGCAAACAACUGGAUCUGUGCAGUCGGUCCAACGGAGGAUGUUCUCAGCACGCCAUCUGUCAGUCGGUUUCAGCUGGAGAAAGAACCUGCAGCUGUAAGGAUGGUUACACCGGAGACGGAGUCGUCUGUCUGGAGAUGGACGGAUGUCUGGUGAACAACGGAGGCUGCCAUAAGUCAGCCGACUGCAUCCGAACCGGGCCCAACAUGACGGCCUGCAGGUGUCAGCUGGGCUUCCAGGGAUCCGGCAGAUACUGCUACCCAGUGAACCCCUGCAGGAACAACAACGGCGGCUGCAGUAAAUACGCUCGCUGUGAGUACAUGGGUCAGGGUCAGAGGAACUGCACCUGCCGAAUAGGUUACAUCGGCGACGGCAUCAACUGCCGAGGAUCCACCAGCACCGAAAUCUUUCGACAGCCGGAGAACAGCUUCUUCAGAGGGAUGCUGACGAACUCGGACGCCUCUCGGCUGUACGGUGACGGACCGUUCACGGUGUUCGUUCCUCUGGAGGAAACCAACAACCAGACCACUGUCGAUGAAUGGAAGGCGUCGGGUCGACUUAAUGCUCUGGUUCGCUAUCACAUCGUCUCCUGUGAGACUCUGACCUUCAGUGACCUGAAAACCACGGAGAAAGUUGUGGCGGUUUCCGGUCACAUGAUCCACUUUAACCUGCAGCAGGGUUCAGUUUGGAUCAACAACAGCUCGAGGAUCGUGAGGAGCGACUUCAUCACCACUAACGGAGUCAUCCACCACAUCGACAAGCUGCUGACGCCCUUCAGCCUCGAGGACAAACCCAAGCUUCAGGCCAAGACGAUGAACUUCAGCUCAGCAGCCGCAUUUUAUGGCUACGGACGCUUCUACAAGCUGGUGGAGGACGCCGGGCUGCUGCCGGUGCUGCAGACGUCCAUCCACCAGCCCUUCACCGUGUUCUGGCCCACGGACCGGGCCCUGGAGGCCCUGCCGGACGAGAGGCAGCGCUGGCUGUCCAGCCCGGACCACCGGGACCAGCUGGCCGCCACCGUCAAGGCCCACAUCGUCCGAAACUCCAGACUGAUGAACGUGGGCCAGGCCACCCAGUCGGCGUCGUUUCGCUCCAUGCACGGAUCCACCAUCAAGUACCGCUGUGACCGAAGCCUGGUGGGCGCCAUAUUGAUUAAUGAUAACGAGGCCAGAGUUGUGGAGCGUUUCCUGACCUUCAGCGAGGGCUUGGCCUUCGGCAUCGACCAGCUGCUGGAGCCGCCGGGCCUCGGAGCGUUCUGCGACACCGUCGAGAACAAAACCACCCACGGUCGCUGUGGAGGCUGCCUCUCCGCUCCUUCGUGCCCCCUCAGACACAUCGACGUGGGAACCAAAGAACGCUGCUACAACUAUCGUAGGUACGGAAUGGGAUACCCCCGCUGGUAUGGCGACCUGGACGACCACUUCAGCCGGAGGGGCUGCAAGAGAGUCUGCUUGUUCCCCUCCUGGGUCCAGAAGUGCUGCAAGAACCACUACAGCCGGGACUGUCAGGUGUGUCCUGGAGGUCUGGAGGCUCCUUGCGGAAACCACGGGACCUGCGACGACGGCCUCCACGGCUCAGGAAGCUGCUUGUGCUCCACAGGAUUCAGAGGAACAGCCUGUGAACUGUGCAGCCGCGGAUACUACGGAGCCAACUGCACAGCCUGUAGCUGUGGGAAACAGGGCCGGUGUGACGACGGCAUCGAAGGUUCUGGACAGUGUGUCUGCAGGCCCGGCUGGGACGGAGAACGCUGCCAGAUCAACAUCGGUUCGAUCCCAGAAGAGUGCCGGCGCUGCCACCUUCAGGCCGACUGUGUGUCCGGCGCCGGCUGUCGCUGUAAACCUGGAUUCCAGGGAAACGGGACCUUCUGCAGCCCAGAACCUCCUCCAGACCUCUGCUCCGAGUACAACGGCGGCUGCCAUCAGAGCGCCAACUGCAACCAGACGGGCCUGCAGGUGAACUGCACCUGUCACGGCGGUUACCAAGGAGACGGAUACUCCUGCGAGCCAAUCAACAGGUGUGUCGAAGAGCAAAACGGAGGCUGCAGCGACUUCGCUUCCUGCAAGUUCACCGGACCAGUAAGGACCAGAUUCCCUCUCAGUAAUCAGAUUACUUCUACAGCAGAGUAUCUGCUCGUGAGUCUAGUGUCACCAGGUGAGCGUGUGCAGGUGAAACUCACCUGGUUUCAUUCCUCAGAGAACACUGCUGGAGUUUUCCAUCUUCGCUCUCCGGAGGGAAAAUACAAGAUGAACUUCAGUCAGGCUGCUGCUGCCUGUCAGGCCGAAGACGCCACGCUGGCGAGCUUCAAACAGCUGGGAGACGCUCAGCAGCUCGGGAUGCAUCUGUGUGUUGCCGGCUGGUUAGAAGGAGGGAAGGCUGGAUAUCCGACCCGGUUCCCCUCAGCCAAGUGCGGAGACAACCAUGUGGGUCUGGUGAUGUACAAAGAACCUGUGGACCAGAGCAGCCUGUACGACACCUUCUGCUACAGGCUCAGAGAUGUUUCCUGCUCCUGUCCUGCCGACUACGUUGGAGACGGAGGGUUCUGUCACGGCGUUCUGACCGACGUUCUGGCAACGUACAGCAACUUCUCCGUCUUCUACAAGAUUCUGUUGGACUACAGCGGUUCAUCGUCUGAGGGCCGAGAGCUGGUUGAGUUUCUGUCUCACAGGACGUCUGAAGUCACUCUGUUUGUUCCUCAUAACGCUGGAUUCACCCAGAACCAGACUCUGUCUUUCAGAGACCUCCAGUACCACGUCUCAGCCAAUCACAGCAGGCGACCUUAUAAGGACCUGAGACACCAGGAAGUGAUCACAUCGAGGCUCGGAGUCAAUCUGACAGUUACCCACAGCAACAACCAGAGCUGUAAACUGGUGAACCGGCUGCUGCUGCUCGACUGGGACGUUCCCGCCGUUAACGGCAUCAUCCACAUCAUCGAGGCGCCGCUGAAGGCUCCGCCCCCACCGGUGUUCCAUGACGGCUCCAGAGGUCACGCUCACUCCAGCAGUACAGCGUCGGCCAUCUUGGUGUCUGUGUUUCUGGCCUGUUUAUUGGCUGCUCUCGGAUAUUAUGUCUUCAAACACAAAACCGACGCCUUCCGCUUCCACUACUUCAGAAACGAUGAUGAGGACGGCGGCGGCAGGAUGAAGCCAACACUGGUGUCGAUCCCAAACCCUCUUUACAACGGAUCCAGAGCCUUCGCUGAACCCUUCGGGGAGUCCGGUCCGGAGGAGGAACCAGCAGAACCAGAAGAACCUCCAAACAUUCUGGAGCUGGAGCAGUAAAACCAGUUUGUCCAGUGACAGACCACAGUGUUCAUUAACUCCUGAAGAAGCAUCUGUUCAGGUCACUCCAUAAAAAUCAUCUGAUUCUGUAUCUACGGGGACUUCAGUCCCGUUCAUGAGGCCAUGCCAUGUGUAGGGACCUGCUUCAUCCACAGCUGGUGCAUCUGAUUCUUCUGAACUGAAACUAAUCAUGACAGGGAAACACUGACUUUUACUAAAAACUGGGCUUUCUUAGAAAAUAAACAGAAAUAUCUGUGUCAGGUUCUGUUCACAGUUUGCUGAUUUGUUUUCUGGGACCCAAAAUUCAAGAUCAAUAAAACGUUUUGGGUGAA
Stegastes partitus (bicolor damselfish) is the source of this 8701-nucleotide messenger RNA. It is a transcript of the gene stab1, whose product is annotated as stabilin 1. Gene Ontology annotation, biological process: cell adhesion. Gene Ontology annotation, molecular function: hyaluronic acid binding; calcium ion binding. The record is from RefSeq and is a predicted model, not a curated record. Bases 753 to 8369 code for a protein of 2538 amino acids. The transcript is spliced from 69 exons. NCBI's taxonomy places the organism in Eukaryota, Metazoa, Chordata, Actinopteri, Pomacentridae.